Knipowitschia caucasica is the source of this 1368-nucleotide messenger RNA. NCBI's taxonomy places the organism in Eukaryota, Metazoa, Chordata, Actinopteri, Gobiiformes, Gobiidae. The record is from the annotation of a GenBank genome assembly.
AUGGAGUUUCAACUGGAUGAGUUUUUUGAGGCGCCCACUUUGGAGGCUAAGAAGGCUGUCUUGAAAGCGGAUUUACUGGCGGCAUUGGUACAGAAGGGGGUCUUUCCCGCAGCCGUCUUGUCUGGAAGCCCACGUUCUUCGUCCAGGUCUGGGGAUGAGGCUGUGCGGCUGAAGGAGUUGGAAGUGGAGUCGCAGCGGAUUGCGUUUGCUUUGAGGGAGAAGGAGUUGGACGCAGAGAUUCGUUUGCAGGAAUUGGAGCUGAGUAUGCGGUGGCGGCGCUGGAACCGGUUCUGUCGCAGGAAGUGCCGAGCCGCGGUGAAGUCUGUGGUGUUCUAUUGGCUCGUCAUCAUCCUGGUGUUUCUCAACACACUCACCAUCGCCUCAGAGCACUACAACCAGCCUGAGUGGCUCACACAACUGCAAGACGUAGCUAACAAGCUGCUCCUGUCCAUGUUCACGUGUGAGAUGCUGGUGAAGGUCUACAGCCUGGGUCUGCAGUCGUACCUGGUGUCUCUCUUUAACCGCUUCGACUGCUUCGUGGUUUGCGGCGGCAUCGUGGAGACCAUCCUGGUGGAGCUCGCCGUCAUGAGUCCGCUCGGCAUCUCCGUCUUCCGCUGCGUCCGCCUCCUGCGCAUCUUCAAAGUCACGCGUCUUGGUCACUGGGCGUCCCUCAGUAACCUGGUGGCCUCUCUCCUGAACUCAAUGAAGUCGAUAGCGUCGCUGCUGCUGCUGCUCUUCCUCUUCAUCAUCAUCUUCUCGCUGCUCGGGAUGCAGCUGUUCGGAGGAAAGUUCAACUUCGACGAAACCGUGACCAAGAGGAGCACGUUCGACAACUUCCCCCAAGCUCUGCUCACCGUCUUCCAGAUCCUGACCGGAGAGGACUGGAACACAGUGAUGUAUGAUGGCAUCAUGGCGUACGGUGGCCCCGCCUCCUCUGGGAUGGUCGUCUGCAUCUACUUCAUCAUCCUCUUCAUCUGCGGGAACUACAUUCUCCUGAAUGUGUUCUUGGCCAUCGCCGUUGACAACCUGGCUGACGCAGAGAGCCUGAACUCCGCUCAGCAGGAGGAGGAGGAGGCGAGGAGGAGACAGGAGGAGGAGGAGGUGGAGAGGAGGAGGAACAGCCUCAAGGAGGUGCAGGGCGACUGGAAGAGGGAGCAGGAGGUGCCAGUCUCUGAGAAGUCUCCUGAGGAGGACCUGUUGGACGAUGAGAAAGACCCGUUCGCAGCCCUGAACUCUCCAGAUGAGGACCUCCCUGAGGCCCCUGUGGGCCCUCGGCCCCUGAGACUCUCUGAGCUCAACCUCAAAGAGAAGAUUCCACCAAUCCCAGAGGGCAGCGCCUUCUUCCUCUUCAGCCGCACCAACCCGUAA